CCAUUUUGGCUCGAACCGCGGCGCCGAGCCUGGGAUCCGGAGCGGGGUGAGAGCGUCCCGCAGCCGAACGGGCCCCCCCCGGCCAGCCCAGCCUAGCCCCAUCUUGAACACCCCCGGCCCCUCUAAACGACCAGGGCCCUUCCCCCCUUACACUCCCCGCACGGGCUCGGCAGCCAGCCCAGCCCCUCCCCAUUUCCAGCCCCCUCGGAACACGCCCCGCCAAGCCCCUCUGAAUGUCCACCCAGCCCUUUCCCCCCCUUUCUAGCCCCGUCCCAAACACCCCCUGCUCCCCCCCCGCGGCCAGCCUAGACCCCUCCAAACACCUCGUCAUCCCCCCCAAUUGCCACAGCCCUCCCAAACGGACCCCACCUGGCCAGGCCAGUCCCCCUCCAAACACCCCUCCGCCCCCUGCCCGGGCUGCCUGACCUGCUGUUCUCAUUCUCGCGGCCAGCCCAUGGCGCCCGGCCCAGCCCCGUGCACCGUCCGCAGCCCUGUGGUGCUGCAGGUGGGAGAUGUGAAGACGGACCUGGCCCGGCCCGGUGUGGCCAUCAUCGACGUGGCCUUACCGCCCGCCCAGCCCCUGGAUUUGCAGGAAAUCGUCUUUAAGAACUCCUACACGGCUUUCCUGACCGUGCGGGUACAGCGGCGCCGCCCCUGUGAUGUGGGGCGUGAGGGCGCCAGGAAGUGGGUCACCUGCUUGUGGAAUCACUGCCUGAUGCCCAGCCCGCACACAGAGACCGGCUCCCAGGAUUACUUCUCUCUCUUCAGGCAUCAGAUGCUUUGUGAUGUGGAUCAGGUGACCGCUGUGCGUUUGAUUCUUCGCCAGCCCUCGCCUGUUUGGCUGCACUUCACCCUGGAGGAGCUGCGGCUCUACCCCAAGGGCCAGCAGAGCCUGCAGACAGAUUUCCCGACCUGGCUGUCCCACCUGGCCCCCCAGCAGCAGCCAGAAAACCUGCAUGGGGUAAGCAUGCUCCUCAUGAGCAGCGCUGGAGCUGGGGUCUCCAGGGGAGCAGUGGGCAUGUCCCGGCCAGGGUUGGGGUGUCCUGGGGGGAGAGGGCAGCAGGGUAUCCCCGACCCGGAAAAGGUGUCUACAGAAGUCCAGCAGCUGUGGGUACUAACAGAGAUGAUCCGAGCAAACCAGACGGCAGCCCGAAUCGGGCGUUUUGAUGUGGAUGGCUGUUACGACAUCAAUCUGCUCUCCUACACCUGAGCUCUGGCCCAGGCUGCCUGCCCUGAACUUACCACCUGCACGGCAUGUUUCCUUCAUCGUUGAUUGGAGUCUGCCUCAGCUCUCCACAGUCAAGAGGGUUGUUUUCUCUCCCUCCCUACCUGUUCUGUUCUCCCUCAGCAUCCCCUACAGCAUCUCUUGGGCUUCUCCGCUCCCUGGCACUGGCCAGACUCCUCCGUCUGGAUCUCCCUGGGGCCUGCGGACUUCCUCUUCUCCUGGCACUACAUAAGCUCCCCGUUCUGGGCCUGGCAGGCAUGUCCCAGCCUCCUGAUCAAACCAUUCUGUGGGUGUUUGGCAAACGGCCCCCCCCCCCCCCCCCCCGGAAUUUCUGAUUAAGCCAGCUGCCAGUGGGAUCUGGGUUGUCAAUAACCCUGUGGUCGGCGAAGCUCAAGGGAUGUGCUGGGCUCCGGGAACAGAGUUACUGCCCUGAAUGCUGCACCAGAGCCCUCCAAGCUUGGGGCUGCCUGGGGCUCAGCGUGGGGCUGGUGUGCUGCAGGCAUGGGAGUUGUGGGACAGGGGAGGGACUGUGACAUUCCCUGUUUGAUUGCUAUUGCCUGUGGGCACAGGUGGCAUCCAUGUGGCUGUGCUGUGGUAGGUGCUACCUAAAAGCCACAGGGGCUGGGGUUUGUCUUUCUCCCCUCCAGUGCUGCUGUUCUGGGCAAAACUCCCAGCAGACCCAUGCUCUGCUCCCGAGCACCCAGUCCCUUCGUAACGCUGGGGUGUGGGCUAGUUCAAGGGCUCACCGGGCUGCUCAAAAAAGCAGGGGAUGGGGUGUGUCUUGGGAACCCCUGCAGCAACUGAGCCCCACUUUGUGCCAUUAACUCUCCCCGGAGGUGCAGUGGACAGUGCUGGCACCAGACAUGGGGCAAUAGCAUGACUGCCACUUUCCCUGGUAUUCAGGGCAGUGCCCAUCUCUCCCUCGUCAGCGAGCCAGGCCUGAGCAGUGGCAGGAGGUGAACAGCCUGGCCUCUCCCCAUGUUCUCUCCAAGGGGGCUGGAGUAGCUGAGCACCUUCCAGCCUCCUCUGCAUGUAACCUCGCACCCACCCUGGGAGCGGCUGGCCCCAGCAUCCAGCUGGGAACCGAGGUCCAGAGAGACUUGCCCUGGGUCACGUAAGGAGUUUUUAGCAGAGCUGGGACAUGAGCCCUGCUCUCCUGAAUGCCAGCCUAGUGCCAUCCCCCUGGGUCAAUCCUUCCUACGUGCUUGCUUGGCUGCACGUGACUGGGCUGGGCUGAGUAGGACGUGGGUCUUGGGCUGCAGCCAGCCAUGCUGUUCCUUCCAAGUCACUGUGCCCUUGGGGAUCUGACCUUUGUUCUGCCCGUCCCCGCAGGAGCAUGCAUCGUGCAUUUGCUAGAUCUGCACCCAGCUGCUCUAAUAAACAACCCCCAAAGUUGAGCUGUGCUAGUGGUUUCUCCUGAGUGGAGCUGGGCUGGCACAUGCCAUCCUUUCUGCCAGGCGUGGGCAUCAUCACUUCCCUAUGGCCCAGCUUGGGGGCUGCCUGUGCCCAACCCAGCCUUCCCUCGGUUCUUAGAAGAGGGGAGCUGGGGCUGAAGGGCCAGUGUCCAUAGUGGGGACAAGGCCAGGUUUCAGGAGAGCUGGGGUGGGGAUGUGUGCUCAAGGACUCAUCGUGCCCCAGGCCUGUGGGGGUGAAUGAGGGGAAGGCAGUGUUACCCACACAAUCUACAGCACCCGGCCUAUACCCUAUGGAGGGCUCAAGGCAUCAACCAGUCAAUUUACACACCGCACCCUUUUACACCCUGAGCCCUUGGAAGGAAGGCACCAAUCCUUAUGUGACCCAGGGUGCCAGGGCAGCCCUCACUGAAAUGUCAAGGGCAGGGCAGGCUGCAAAAGGGAGAGCAGAUAUUCCCAAAACUGAUGGUUAACACUGAAGUUAAACUCUGCAACCAGUCACAAACUGUGAUUCUGGUCCCCCACACUGGUUAUCGAGAGCAAAAAAAAAAAAAUCACACAGUCCCCUUUACUGCAUUCCAGUUCUCUGGCCCCCAGUCAGCACCUAGGUCCAGUACAGUGAGAAGUUGUUUAAAAGGGCUGCUCUCAUAUACAAAAUGUUCUAACCCCAAAAGGCCAGCCAUGUUACCAGGUCAAUACUAGUUUGGAACUUACCCAAAAUACCAUGCUGGCAGCCAAUCCUUUGGUGUCUAAAACUAAAGAGUAUAAA
Molecule: messenger RNA, 3406 nt
Organism: Chelonia mydas (Green sea turtle)
Lineage: Eukaryota; Metazoa; Chordata; Testudines; Cheloniidae
Gene: NICN1
Product: nicolin 1
Exons: 6
Coding region: 455-1210 (251 amino acids)
Cellular component (GO): nucleoplasm
Source: RefSeq, a predicted model, not a curated record